CCGCGCUGAGGUGGCUGCUUCGCUGAGGGGAGAUUAGGACGGCGGGAGUCGCCUUUCCCUGGGCAACAUGAGUGAGCCGUGGCUGGCCCCAGGAAGACCAGACAGCCCCGGAGACGACGUAUUUGUGCUUGAUGCACAUAAUGUGUCCCCAACAGUUACUUUCCUACAAGAGCUGCCCAGUUACCAGUCUAUGCUGAGAAGGAGAACUUCAGCUGGAACACGUGACAACCACAGCUUAGCUCGGUCAACUUCUGAGGAGUCUAGAAGCCUUAUAGAAAGGAUUGGGAGUCGAGAGCCUGCCAAGCCCCUGAGAGAAUAUGCGUUGAGUAUGGCAGAAAAAAGGCGGCUGAGGGAUAUUCAGGAGGCGAACACAAAAUACCUGUCAGUGUGGCUGCAGUGGAAACAGACAAGCAGGAAAUCAUGGCGAAAGCUUGUAGAGGAGACCAAAGAAUUGUCGUCUUACUUGGAACUUUGGAGACAUGACAUUCACAGCAUUGAGGGAAAAUUUGGAACUGGAAUCCAGUCUUAUUUCUCUUUUCUGCGGUUCCUGGUGUUGCUGAACGUCGUUAUCUUCCUCCUGAUGUUCAUCUUUGUCACUCUUCCUAGCACUGUUUCUAAACAUGGUGUCUUCAAUGGCAGCUAUGUUAAAGCUCCCCUGAAGAGCACAGAGCCACAGUGCACAGUUUAUAUAGUGAGUGGUACCAAAGGACUGAUUUAUUUCUACACUUACAUUAUAGAUCUUCUUUCUGGCACAGGUUUCCUUGAAAUGACGAGUCUCUUUUACGGCUAUUACUCAGUAGACACCAUAUAUUUUGGUGUUGUCAGAUACAGCGUGCCACUUGCGUAUCUACUGACCACACUGGCUUACCUUUCUCUGAGCUUUCUCUGGAUCGUUAAAAGAUCUGUCGAAGGGUUUAAGCAAAGUUUGGUCCGUAAUGAAGAUCAGUUUCAGAGCUACUGCAACAAGAUAUUUGCUGGCUGGGACUUCUGUAUCACAGAUGUAAAUGCUGCACAGUUGAAGCACAACAGUUUGCACUAUGAACUUAAAACUGACCUGGAGGAAGAAAGGCUGAGGCAGAGAGUGGCGGAAAGAACCACCCAUGAGAAGAUCCGUAUCUAUUGUUUGAGAAUAUUCUUAAAUCUCGUAGUUCUUGCUGUGUUGUCAACCUGCUUUUAUUCUAUCUAUCGAGCUACUCUCUACUCACAAGAAAAUACUUCCUAUGACAAAAGCAGAUUAGAGGAUAAUCUCUGGGUACAGUACUUGCCUUCUGUAGUGAUCACAAUGGCGAACUUCAUUGCCCCGUUAAUUUUUUCUGUUCUCAUCAAGUUUGAAGACUAUUCUCCCGCUUUUGAAAUCCGGUUAACGCUGAUAAGGUGUGUCUUUGUGCGGCUGGCCAACAUUGGCGUUCUCUUGUUCUCACUGUGGACCCGGAUCACGCGCUGUACUGACCAAAAGUGUGAAACCUGUGGAUACAACUACGAGCUCUACCCUUGCUGGGAAUCACGGGUUGGACAGGAGAUGUAUAAACUGAUGAUCUUUGACUUCAUAAUCAUUUUUGCAACUACAGUCUUUGUUGACUUCCCUAGAAAGUUGAUCAUGACCCAUUGUGCUUUGAAGGCCUGCCGGUGGUGCGGCUUGCAGGAGUUUGCUAUUCCUGACAACGUUUUGGAAAUUGUUUAUGGGCAAACCAUCUGCUGGAUUGGAACUUUCUAUUGUCCACUUCUCCCUGUGAUUGCAACAAUAAAAUAUUUCAUUGUCUUUUAUGUCAAAAAGAUAAGUUUGAUGCACACAUGCAAGCCUUCUGCGCGGCCUUUCAGAGCGUCAAGCUCCAACUUUUUCUUCCUGGUGGUGCUCUUGAUCGGCUUGAUAUUGGCUUUCAUUCCGUUGGGACUCAGCAUGACACAUAUUCAGUCUUCAAAAGCUUGUGGACCUUUUGUGCAUUUUACUCGUUCGUGGGAUGUGAUUGCACAUACAAUCGACGGGUUCCCAGAUGUGCUGAAGAAGGUCCUGAAAAGCGUUGGCUCGGAAGCAUUUGCCGUCCCUUUCUUCAUGGUUGUCUGCCUCAUUAUGUUCUAUUUAAUUGCCUUGGCUGGAGCGCACAAACGAGUUGUUAAUCAGCUCAGAGAACAAUUAGUUAUGGAGAGCCGAGACAAACUCUUCUUAAUCAGGAAGCUGACCGAAGCCCAGAGGCAUAGCUGAGGGCCCUGCAGAUGCCGGGCAUACCCUGAGCUGCAUUCAAAAGGAGCCGUGUUAGCAGUGCCGCAACAGCAGGGGGCCUGCAGUGCCUUGAACCAAGUAAUUUGCAACCUCAUUGUUGCAAAGUUGAGGAUGCACCGUCUGUGAGCUUUCCCAGCUUGUGUGCACAUUCCUGUGGAAGCGUGGGUGUGGGUGUGUUAUGUUUCCCAUUGCUUUGCAGCCCUCUCAUGCUCAUGGCUGGAGCAGAUUGUUGAUCAACUCAGGGAAGGAAGGACUGUCAAGCAUGCCACACCUUGGUUUUCUUCCGCAGGAUUUCCCUUAUCUUCUGUUUGUACAGAACUCAGUUACUAACCUUGCACAAGCUCUCUACUAUUGUAGGGCUGUAUUUGUGCUGCUGUACCUUAACUUUCAUGGGUCGUUUUUCAGGAGCUUUUAUGAAAAGCAUGCUCUUUGUAAGGGUUUUGCUUGCAAAUUGCCUUAAGGAACUUAAAAUGCUUACCUUCCCCACUGUGGCUGUUGUUCCAGUCUAAACUGACUUGGAUGCCACUGGGCAGGCUAGGAAAUGGACUGAGGUGCAUAGCAGUUGCUUGACAUCCAGCCAGCUGGGUCUGCCAGUGCGUGCAGCUCUUCCAGUCCUAUGCCUUGCUGCUGAAGAGGCCUGAGCUAUCACUGGAAGUGCCUGGGGUUGCACAAGGGAAGGAACUGUGUUGCCUCCAUCUCCCACCAGUGCUUCAAAGAACAAGCCAAAGGAGGUGUGGGCAGCUACCUCUGCCCCCCAAUCUUCUUCAAGCUUUGCUGGCGGCAGACGACAAUGUUUGCCUUCCCCAUAAAUUCUGAAGGAACAGUUGAUCACUCUGCAUUUGCUUGGACUCUGCAUGGUGGGAAGCUUAUAUGUUCCUCCCCCUCACCCCCAUAUGUAAACUGCAUUCCUAUUGCUGCCUUUAGGAGAGUGGUGACAAACUUCCUAAUGUGAAGGCUGCCUGAAGCUCAGCUGAGAAGCCUUGUCCCCGGAGGACAAGGCAUAGCCGUCUGGCUCACCGUCAUGCGCCUUGUAUAGAAACCACUUUUGAGUAUCUCUUUUACUGGAUAUACGCUCAAGCUGUAUGAAACAGGGAUACCGCUGCUGGUGUUCUGCAUCAACAUGAAAGUUCACAGCUUUUUAAGCCACUGGAUUUCGUGAGAUAGGGGCAAGGAAGAGGAGCUGGAGUUGCUGGGGCUGGUUUUCCUUAGCGACAUACAAAGCUUCUAAAGUCCAAGUGUUACCUAUGGGUCUUCUAAGAGUAUUUCACUCUGGGAAAGCUGGCUUUGCAAAGACCAGAGGCUCAAGUAAAUGAGGGUCAAGGCUCUUAGGGCUGGAUCCUGUGCCAGUGUAUAUUUUUGUAAAGUCGACCGAGUUUGUUUUUGGGUCCUCGGGAAGCCACGUUGCCUUGGUCUGCUUAUGUUCAAGGGUAAGCAUUAAGCACUGGUGCCUGUGCCCUUCAUACUUUAGGGCAUGUUCGGAAGUACUGCUCUUAAAAUGCUAACUUUAGACUUGUUUGCAUAGACUUUGUUUCAGCACUACUUCUGUUUUAUCUAACUGGAAGUCUGUAGAAAGAUUAACUUGAAAAGGCAUGCAGUGUUCAAAAAAACAAAUACUUGCACAGUUUCUGGUACGUGGUUAACUGCAAAAUUUGAAAUCUUAAAUUGUUUUCAGUAUUUUAAAAUGUUUAUUUUUAAAAGUUAAAAAUAUGUAUUGAUGCUAAUAAAUACGAUGUGAAUACUUUAUAAAAACAGAUUUUUUAUUUAUCUAUUGCAAUAUCCUUCGUCUCCCAAGUAUCACACAAGGAUCAAGAUCAUGCUUCUUAAAAAAAAAGGAUAAUCAGAAAGUGGAGAAAAUAGGUACAGUGCACUCAAAGUUAAGCACAGUUGAGAAGUGUUGAUUUUUAAAGCCAGAACGCUAUGUAUGAGAAUUGGAAGGGCGCUUAUUUCUCCUCAUCUCUUAGCCUUGUUAUAAAUGCUGUCAGAUUUCAAAACUUUUCUAUAAAUCUCUAAAGACUAGAACCAUGUUUUAAAAAUCUAAACACAGCUCUAGUGUUUCAAUGGGAACCUGUAGGCUUUAUUGGCAUACGGGACUGUGGCUCAGCGGUAGAGAAUCUGCUUGGCAUGCAGAAGGUUCUGGGUUCAGUCCUGGGCAUCU
Eublepharis macularius is the source of this 4373-nucleotide messenger RNA. It is a transcript of the gene TMC7, whose product is annotated as transmembrane channel like 7. NCBI's taxonomy places the organism in Eukaryota, Metazoa, Chordata, Lepidosauria, Squamata, Eublepharidae. The transcript is spliced from 16 exons. The record is from RefSeq and is a predicted model, not a curated record. Gene Ontology annotation, molecular function: mechanosensitive monoatomic ion channel activity. Gene Ontology annotation, cellular component: plasma membrane. The coding region runs from base 68 to 2200 and encodes 710 amino acids.